GAUCAUAAAUCAAUAUCGAGCAGCCGGCGAGAUCGAUCGAUAGAUCCUCACACGUCAAUAUGCGAUCGUAACGCCAGCCGACUUCACGGCGUAUAAUAGCGCUGAAGUCAUCCUGCGCGCGAGUCGUAAUCUGCGAUACUCUUUAUCUCAAUUCGCUUCGAGGAAAACCAACCGGCCUAUCCCCGGCGCCACGUUAGCCGUCCGGCUCGUUGAAAGUAGCGCGCGAAAACUUUGGCAUAUCGAACGUCGAUCUUCGCCGGCAUGCUUCGUCGGACACGCUUGGUGGAUUUGGCAGCGAGGUUGCGACAGGGAUUCAUCGCGCCGACGAUCCAUCGGCGAUCGAUCGCCGAUCGGAGCCCGUUCGUCUACGGGCCGGACGUCGUGACAGCUCGGCGAAGUGGCUCGCCGAUCGUGGCACUGGAGUCGACGAUCAUCACCCACGGCAUGCCGUAUCCGGAUAACUUGAACACCGCGCUGAGAGCCGAGGAUGCGGUCAGGAAACAUGGUGCAGUACCUGCCACAAUAGGAAUCAUAGAUGGAAAGGUGUACGUUGGACUGAACAAGGAGCAAUUGGAGGUCUUAUCCACAGCAGAUCCCACCAAGACUGUGAAAUGUUCACGCAGGGAUGUCUCCACCAUUGUGUCACAUACACUCAAUGGUGGUACAACUGUCAGCGCCACAAUGUUGAUUGCACAUAUAGCAGGCAUCCAAAUAAUGGCAACAGGUGGCAUUGGAGGUGUUCACAGGGGUGCUGAGCUGACUUUUGAUGUCAGUACAGAUUUGACUGAACUGGGACGUACGCCAGUAGCAGUUGUCUGCUCUGGUGUGAAGUCUAUUUUAGACAUCGAGAAGACCCUGGAGUAUUUGGAAACUCAAGGAGUACCGGUGGUAAAGAUCGGAGAGACGCCAGACUUCCCAGCUUUCUACUGCUCGAAGACUGUGGACGAACUGAAGGCGCCGUGCCGAGCCUCCAACGCUGAGGAGGCUGCCGGCAUCGUGGAAGCGCAGAGAACACUGGGCGUCGACACCGGGAUCUUGUUCGCAGUGCCCAUUCCCGACAGAUACGCGUUGGACCCCGCAACUAUGGACGCCGCCAUACGUGAGGCCUUGAGGAAGGCCAACGACGCACGUGUCACCGGCAAACGCGUCACGCCGUUUCUUCUGAGCGAGCUCAACGAGAUCACGCGCGGCCGGUCUCUGGAAGCGAAUAUAGCUCUCGUGGAGAAUAACGCUAAGGUCGCGGCCGAGAUCGCCUUGAGUCUCUGCGAGAGGAGGAGGUCUCAGGGUGCCCCGAAUGCGGCGACCGCCCCGUCGGCGCGAUCGAUCACGUCCAGGCAAAAACCGGUAGUAGUGGGCGGCGCCAUUCUCGACACCGUGCUGCAAGUCAGGGAUCCCGAAAUAAGCGAAGAGAAGACUUCUCUCCCACUCCUUCGGACUUUGAUUGUGGAUUUUCGGAUUCUCCUUUCUCACGAACCUCGCUUUAACGGGGACACUCGGCGCGGAGCAGCCGUUCCUCACAACAAUGACGGCAGAACGCACGACGGGCAUAGCAGACGCAGCUGCGGCGGGGUCGGCCGGAACGUCGCCGACGGGCUGGUGAAGCUCGGCUUGAAGAAUACGCGACUAAUAUCCGUCGUUGGUGACGACGAACAUGGGAAAGCCAUACUCGACAGCCUCGGGGCCGCGGCAGAGACUGUGCAGCGGCUGCCGGACGAGAUCACUGCGAGGUCCACGGUGGUGUUGAACAGCAAGGGAGAGUGCUGCUUCUGCGUCUGCGAGAUGGAGUCUCUCGCUGCGAUCGUUCCGGAGCUGAUACGAGAGCGCCGCUCGCACCUCGAAGAAGCCAGUCUCCUGGUGCUGGACGCCAACCUUCCGCCGGACACCAUGCGCUACGUGCUGGACGUCGCGUCUCGCGCCCACGUGCCGGUUUGGUACGAGCCCACGGAUAUCCAGAAAGCAGCGAAGAUAUUUGAAGUUUGCCGGCACUGGCAAGACGUGCUGCAUUUCAUCUCGCCGAACCUGCACGAGCUGAGGGUCAUCGGCAGAUUCUUCGGCAUCUCCGUCACCGGAACCGACGCGGAAAGCUGGGAAGCUGAGGCGAGACGCGUGGCCGGUGAACUGAGCAAACACAUUCCAGUGAUCAUUACCACUCUGGGAGAGCGGGGAGCGUUGGUGACGCGCCGAGCAUCGGAGAACGAGCCCUUCUACAGCGAGGACGGCGAGCUGAUCGUCGACUCUUCGACGGCCGUGUCUCGGCUGUAUCCGGUCGAGAGGAACGCGGCGAGGCCCGGCGAGGAAGUGCUCAGCGUGAGCGGCUGCGGGGACUGUCUCACCGCCGGAGUCAUCUACGGGGUUCAUCGAAACCUCGUCGAGAGCGACUGUAUCUCCCUGGGUCUGAGAGCCGCCGCGCUCUCCCUGAAGUCUCUCGACACGGUGCCGCCGACGCUCGAGGUGCUCUCCGAGCACCGGCUCGGCCGCUAGAACAGGAUCUGCGAGCGGCAGUGCUAAGCAGGCGGUUGAAAUAAAAGCGCAUUUAAAAUGCUGAUUGUA
Molecule: messenger RNA, 2550 nt
Organism: Dinoponera quadriceps
Lineage: Eukaryota; Metazoa; Arthropoda; Insecta; Hymenoptera; Formicidae
Product: pseudouridine-metabolizing bifunctional protein C1861.05
Exons: 10
Coding region: 262-2481 (739 amino acids)
Molecular function (GO): pseudouridylate synthase activity
Source: RefSeq, a predicted model, not a curated record